Molecule: messenger RNA, 4484 nt
Organism: Rhopalosiphum padi (bird cherry-oat aphid)
Lineage: Eukaryota; Metazoa; Arthropoda; Insecta; Hemiptera; Aphididae
Gene: CASK
Product: peripheral plasma membrane protein CASK
Exons: 25
Coding region: 949-3804 (951 amino acids)
Biological process (GO): regulation of neurotransmitter secretion; protein phosphorylation
Cellular component (GO): plasma membrane; cell-cell junction
Molecular function (GO): signaling receptor binding; protein kinase activity; ATP binding
Source: RefSeq, a predicted model, not a curated record
UGAAUUGAUUUUACAGUACCUAGUUUAAAAGUUUAUCAAAUGUCAUCAUAUACAAGAAUAAGUACCAAUUUCUUACUAUCUAGUACACCUUAUUAAACCGUGGUGUUUACACACAGACAUCUGUGUGUUUACAAAACGUUAUCACUUAUCACGUCAAGUUAUCAAUUACGGGCGGCGCGUCAGUACUGGGAUGAAGUUGUUGGCGCGGUCGGUGCGCAACCUAGGCGUAAGAUCCGCCGCGGCCAGUGCAAUACCUUAACGGGGCAAAGUUCAUCCAAAGCGGGGCGGGGACGCGUUGCCAGCUUCAUCAUCAAUUCAUCACCACGAGCACGAUUGAGCCGAGUCUGGGCGCACACCAGUGGGCACUGGGCAGCGCGGGACGUCGAGCGGUCGACCGUAGGCGAUUCAACGAGCCAUCCGAGUCCGCAUCGGCCUAACGCCUAAGCGACUUGCCGUGACGCCGUAACGGCACAUCAGACCCGCGACUCGACUCCCCCAUCUGUCCCGGGUCCCGACGAUUCUAUAGCUUUUACCCGGUGGUGGUAGUGGUGCGGCGGCGGCGGUGUGCGCGCGUUUCGCUGGUCGACUCCCGAAAGCCGUUUCCGCGUCGUUGUCUCGACGUGGUGCCGUCUCGGCUGUCAGUGGACAACGGUCACAGACGUUAGAGACGUGUCCGCGCGCGCAUGUGGUGUGUCCCCCAGUCGGGCAGUGGCGUCCUAUUACUCAUCGUUGACAAUAUUAUAAUGUUAUUGUUGCGGUGAAUUAUUAUUGUAUCGUCGUUGCGCCACGUCCUACUCCCCUCGACCGUACCGCACUCGACUCGUUGGCAUUCCGCAUAGCGUUUCUCUGUAUGUUCGCUUCGUCGUCGUAAUGACCGGUGUCGAGUAGAGACGGAAGUUUUCUGUGUCGUGUACACUUUUCCGUAGUGCCCGUCUGGCGAUCGUAACCAUGGCUGACGAGGAAGUGCUUUUCGACGAUGUCUACGAACUGCUCGAGACCAUCGGAAAAGGACCAUUUAGUUUGGUUAAAAGAUGUGUUCAUCGUCAAACUGGACAGCAAUUUGCUGUUAAAAUCGUUGAUGUAGCAAGUUUUACAUCAAGUCCUGGUUUAAGCACUUCAGACUUAAAACGAGAAGCAACAAUAUGCCAUAUGUUAAAACAUCCUCAUAUUGUGGAACUACUGGAAACAUAUAGUUCUGAAGGAAUGCUGUAUAUGGUUUUCGAAUAUAUGGAUGGAUCAGACAUAUGUUUUGAAAUUGUCCGUAGAGCUACAGCUGGUUUUGUUUACAGUGAAGCAGUAGCAAGCCAUUAUAUGAGACAAAUACUUGAAGCAAUCAGAUAUUGUCAUGGAAAUGACAUUAUUCAUAGAGAUAUUAAACCACAUUGUGUCCUAUUAGCCACUAAAGAGAAUUCAGCUCCAGUUAAACUUGGAGGAUUUGGUGUAGCAAUACAGUUGCAUGAUGGAAGCUCUAUUAAUGGAGCAAAAAGUUUUGAUGAUUUGUCCCGACCUAAUUUGAGUGCUAACGGCCAAGUUUAUUUACAAUCAGACAGACAGGGACGCAUAGGAACUCCUCAUUUUAUGGCUCCAGAAGUUGUGGAGCGACAACAAUAUGGUAAACCUGGAGAUGUAUGGUCAGCUGGAGUUAUAUUACAUAUAUUAUUAUCUGGUCUGACUCCAUUCUUAGGUACUGGUGAUCGUCUUUACCAUAAUAUAUGUGAUGCUAGGUUGAAUUUUAAUAGACCACAAUGGGAACAUAUAAGUGAAGGUGCUAAAGAUCUUAUAUGCAAGAUGCUAUGUUUAGAUCCUAAAAAACGUCUGACAAUUCAGGAAGUUUUAAAUCACAGAUGGCUAAGGGAAAGAGAUAAGAACGCAUCUAAAAUUCAUUUAGUAGAUACAGUGGAACAACUGAAAGUAUAUAAUAGUCGUAGACGUUUACGUGGAGCAGUUAUGGCAGCAGUGUCAUCACCACGCUGGACUUACCAGUCUUCUCUAGAUUCUAACUCCAACGCCAUUGAACAGUUUUCUGAUUUUGGCGAUGAUGACAUUAGUAAUUCAGCUGUUGGCGUUAUUCUGAGUUCAUUGGAUGAUAUUCAAUGUAUACAGGAAGCACUCCCUGAUAAUCCACAAACUGUUUUACCAUUACUAGAUGAUGAUCAAUUGUGUAAACUAUUGGAGCUGUACCAUUUCAUAAAUUCUAGCAGAACUGAUUCGGAAAAGAAACCACCUUCACCUAUUUCUGAAGACUUAAUUAGUUUAGUUCACGAUGUCUUGGAUAUACUAACUACCUUACCAAAUCACUCUCAGACAGCUUAUGAUGGUGUCCAGCUUAGAGAUUUAUUAACUAGGCCAUUUUUAAAGUCGUUGAUGCAAACACAUGACGUAGCGGCUCAUGAGAUUUUCGGUGAAGAAGCUGUUCGCGUGACGCCGCCGUUGGUGUUGCCGUAUCUGAACGGCAAUGGCAUCGAUGACGGCGAGAAUGGUCUGGAUGACGACAUCGAACCCGAGAACGUUACGCGAGUCAGACUAGUACAGUUUCAAAAAAACACCGACGAGCCAAUGGGUAUAACGUUAAAGAUGAACGAAGAUGGUAAAUGUGUGGUAGCCCGGAUAAUGCACGGCGGUAUGAUUCAUCGUCAAGCCACUUUGCACGUUGGAGAUGAAAUCCGAGAAAUUAACGGUAUAUCUGUGGCUAAUCAGUCCGUGGGAGCGCUUCAAAAACUUUUGAGAGAAGCUAGAGGAUCUGUCACUUUUAAGAUAGUGCCGUCCUACAGAAGUGCACCACCACCGUGCGAGGUACAAUUGUUCAGGAUAAAGCCAUUACCUGUCAUUAUAUUCGUCCGUGCUCAGUUCAGUUAUGACCCGCUUCAAGACGACUUAAUACCAUGCGCACAGGCUGGCAUAACGUUCAAUAUCGGUGACAUAUUGCAGAUAAUCAGUAAAGACGACCACCAUUGGUGGCAAGCCCGAAAAGACAAUUCAGCCGGUUCAGCUGGCCUAAUACCAUCGCCAGAACUCCAAGAGUGGCGUAUCACCUGUAAAGCUCUAGAAAAUUCCAAACACGAACAAGAAUCCAGUUGCUCGUCGCACGAAGGGUGUGACGGUACCACCGUUAAUUGCUCAAUAUUCGGUCGUAAGAAAAAAUUAAAAGAAAAAUAUCUCGCCAAACACAACGCGGUGUUUGAUCACAUCGACUUGGCUACCUACGAAGAAGUAGUCAAAUUACCAUCAUUCCAACGCAAAACGUUAGUUCUUCUGGGCGCGCAUGGUGUCGGACGAAGACAUAUAAAAAACACAAUUAUUCAAAAACAUCCAGACAAAUAUGCUUAUCCAAUGGCUCAUACGACAAGACCGCUGAAACCCGGCGAAGAAAACGGUUUAGCCUACUAUUUCGUUACAUAUGACGAAAUGAUGACAGACAUAAAUGCGCACGAGUACUUGGAAUAUGUAGGCACCCACGACGAUGCCAUGUACGGCACGAAGCUAGACACAAUAAGGAAGAUCCAUCAUGAAGGAAAAAUCGCCAUACUGGACGUCGAGCCGCAGGCGCUGAAAAUAUUACGGACUGCCGAAUUCGCGCCGCUGGUCGUGUUCAUCGCAGCUCCCCCGCACCGAUCGCUUACCGACUUCGACGGAAGUUUGGAAAAACUCGCCAACGAAUCUGAACUGCUACAGCGGGCGUAUGAACAUUUGUUCGACAUCACUAUCGUUAACGAAGACAUCGAAGAAACCAUUGACGAGUUGGAAAGGGUAAUGGAACGAGUGCACACAACUCCGCAAUGGGUCCCCGUAGCGUGGGUAUAUUAGAAUUUAAGUGCUACCAAUAAUAAUAAACUAACAUAUGAUCUUGAGUGCCACCAACAUGAAAUCGGUUCAACAUUUUGUACAUUGAAAAAAAUCUGACUCACACUUAACACAUAGAUCUGCAAAUUUCUGUACCUAAUUUGGUUUAUUAAAUUUAUUUGUUUUUCUUUUGUAAUAUUAGCGUUAAGUGGUAACUAAUCACAGAUCUCAUUAAUUUAUAUUAAUAUUGUUUUUAUUAGAAACUAAAGGCGAGUGUUUAUUACGUUAAUUUAUUUUCUCCAAAUUGUUAGGUCUAUGUUUUGGGUCCAAUAAUAUUAUUAUGUUAACGCAACUAAUACACACGCCUAACACCAACAUUCCCUAAUAAUCAUUUGUUAUUACUAUAGCAAUAUUUUGACAACUCAUUAACAUUUAUUAUUUUAAACCUUACUAUAAACUACAAAAUUAAUUUAUUUUGGUACCUAUUAAGUUGAUCCCAAAAAAAUCAAAAUAUUAUUAAUAAUAUUAUACUUGUUGACUUAUUUAGUCGCUAUUUUGUUGUUAUAAUUGUAUUGCUCGUAAGAGUAUUUUCUUUAUAAUUAAAUAUGGAUUAUACAUAGUUACUCAUUUUGUUAGUGACUCGUUGUAGCUUCUAUUGAAGCUUUUUUUGACUUAAAUAACAAUGUACAGGAUACCUUGGCUAA